CGAAGAGACAGGGGAAGCUCACGGCCGGGCGCUCCCGCUCUCCCACGGCUGCCGCCCCCGCAGCCCCAGCGCUGGCCGGAGCGGGGCUGCCCGGUGGUCCCGUCGGGAGCCCCGUGCGAGCGGGGGGUCCAUGCCAGCCGGAGCAGGAGGGCUGACGGCAGGAGGCGACUCUUCUCCUCCCUGGAGUGACAUGGAGCAGCUGGAGUGACCUGAGGAGCCGUCGCAGUGAGUGGGGCCGCCGUGGAGCACCCACGGGUGCCAGGGGGACGUGGGGUCCCCCGGGCAGCACAGCCCUCCAUCAGCAGUGCCACUGCCCGUGCCCAUGGGACCCCAGUGUCCCCCUGCUGUCCAGUGUGCUGAGCUGGGGGGUGGCAGGGUGCACCCAGGGCCUCUCCCCAUGCGUGCACUGGUACCCAUGUGUGCCCCCUGCCAGGGGGGUGUGGGGCUCACGGACCCUCUGUCCCACAGGCGGUGCCCAGGAUGGGCUGUGUGCCCUGCAAAGAGAGGGGGGCUGGCAAAGGGCAGGCAGGGGGCGAGGGGGGCUCCCUGCAGCCCCCUGCCUCCCAGUACGACCCCGACCCCACGCAGCCGGGGGCCAUCUUCACCCGCAUCCCCGACUUCAACAACUUCCAGGGGCCAGCCGUGCCCUCGGCCCCGUCCUUUGCGGAGCCGGGAGGCUUCACCUCCAGCGUGCUGCAAACGCGGAGCGGGGCCAUCUCAGGUGGGGGGGUGACACUCUUCAUUGCCCUGUACGACUAUGAGGCCAGGACGGAGGAUGACUUGACAUUCCAGAAAGGGGAGAAAUUCCACAUCAUCAACAACACGGAGGGGGACUGGUGGGAGGCCAGGUCACUGAGCUCGGGAGCCACGGGCUACAUCCCCAGCAACUACGUGGCCCCUGUGGACUCCAUCCAGGCAGAAGAGUGGUACUUUGGGAAGAUCGGGCGCAAAGACGCGGAGCGGCAGCUCCUGUGCCACGGCAACUCCAGGGGCACCUUCCUCAUCCGGGAGAGCGAGACCACCAAAGGUGCCUAUUCCCUCUCCAUCCGGGACUGGGAUGAGGCCAAGGGAGACCAUGUGAAGCACUAUAAGAUUCGGAAACUGGAUAGUGGGGGGUACUACAUCACCACCCGUGCCCAGUUCAGCACCGUCCAGCAGCUGGUCCAGCACUAUAUAGAGCGGGCGGCUGGGCUGUGCUGCCGCCUGGCUGUGCCGUGCCACAAGGGAACCCCCAAACUGGCCGACCUCUCAGUCAAAACCAAAGACGUGUGGGAGAUCCCCCGCGAGUCCCUCCAGCUCCUCAAGAAGCUGGGAAAUGGGCAGUUCGGGGAAGUCUGGAUGGGGACAUGGAAUGGCACCACGAAGGUGGCGGUGAAGACGCUGAAGCCAGGGACCAUGUCCCCUGAGGCCUUCCUGGAGGAGGCUCAGAUCAUGAAGCGGCUGCGGCACGACAAGCUGGUGCAGCUCUACGCCGUGGUGUCGGAGGAGCCCAUCUACAUCGUCACCGAGUUCAUGAGCCAGGGCAGCUUGUUGGAUUUCCUGAAGGACGGGGGCGGUCGCUACCUGAAGCUGCCCCAGCUGGUGGACAUGGCUGCCCAGAUUGCGGCGGGCAUGGCUUACAUCGAGCGCAUGAACUACAUCCACCGCGACCUGCGCGCCGCCAACAUCCUGGUGGGAGACAACCUCGUCUGCAAGAUCGCUGACUUCGGCCUCGCGCGCCUGAUCGAGGAUGACGAGUACACGGCGCGGCAGGGUGCCAAGUUCCCCAUCAAAUGGACAGCUCCAGAGGCUGCACUUUUUGGGAGAUUCACCAUCAAGUCAGAUGUCUGGUCCUUUGGCAUCCUCCUGACGGAGCUGGUAACCAAAGGCCGUGUGCCUUAUCCAGGGAUGAACAACCGAGAGGUGCUGGAGCAGGUGGAGCGGGGGUACCGCAUGCAGUGCCCGGGGAGCUGCCCCCCUUCCCUGCACGAGGUGAUGGUGCAGUGCUGGAAGAGGGAGCCCGAGGAACGGCCCACCUUCGAGUACCUCCAGUCCUUCCUCGAGGACUACUUCACUGCCACCGAGCCCCAGUACCAGCCCGGGGACAACCAGUGACCCUCUGCUGGCACUCCCAGGAGGCUCUGGGGUGGCCUUGGGAUGAAUCUCUUUUUUUUCUUUAGAGGUGGUUGCUUCCUUUGUCUGUGCCCCCCAAAACUACUUUUUGGGGUGCUCAGGGUGGACACAGGGCUUUGCACAAGGAUUCUGGACUCAGAGAGAAGACAAAACUGUGCACCCCAGCCCCUCCUUCCCCCACUCCCUUUAUUGCCUUCACACACAGCUUUGAACCUGAGAAGGGCUUUGGCUGCAGAGGGGACUGUGGGGAACCCCCGUGAACCCCCCAGACACCCCAGACCCAGAGAGUAGCAGAGGGCUUGGGGGGAGCUCCCCAUGCCAGCCCCAGUCUCUUCUGGGAGCACAGCUGGGUGGGGUUCAGCCCCCCCUAAGUCCUGGCACUGACUGUGGGAGGCCAUCUCAAUCCUCCCUUCCUUGGUAUCUCCUUUAAUUUAUAAGAUUUUAUAUGCCUCCUCCAAGCAGCCAUCGACCCCACCAAGGGAUCCCAGUACUUGGGGGACCCCCUUGUCCCCCACCUUAUUUCCUCUGCUUUAUAGUAGAGCCAAGUCCUGAAAGACAAACACCCACCCUGAUUGCACGGGGGGGAAAGGGAGUCCUGGCAGGGGGGACACCGGGAGUGCUGGGGGCCCAGGCAGGCUGGGGGCAGCUCUGCCCCAGGGGCUGCUCCCUCCUGCCCCGCGGGGGCAGGACGAGGGUACGGGAUGGGGGCAGCCCCGCAGCGCUCGUGGCUGCAGCUUGGCUGUGCCCUCUGCAGCAGGGAUCAAGGGGGGACUGGGGGAGCGUGUGUCAAUGGGAAUGCGGGGUGCCCCCCUGCCUGCUGCCCCUCCAGACACCCCCGUUUUGAGUGGGGCCCCACUCCUGUGCCCCGUGGCCAGUAACGGCCCCGCACCCCGAGGGCAGGGCUGUGGGUGGGCAGUGCCAUGGAGGGGGAGGGCAGGGCAGGGCAGGGAUUUGUUGUUUAUUUUUUUUAAUGGAGUCUGUAAAUACUGAGAAAUAAAACCUUUCUAACAACCUGGGGGCAGCCCG
Serinus canaria (Common canary) is the source of this 3138-nucleotide messenger RNA. It is a transcript of the gene FGR, whose product is annotated as FGR proto-oncogene, Src family tyrosine kinase. Gene Ontology annotation, molecular function: signaling receptor binding; non-membrane spanning protein tyrosine kinase activity; ATP binding. NCBI's taxonomy places the organism in Eukaryota, Metazoa, Chordata, Aves, Passeriformes, Fringillidae. Gene Ontology annotation, biological process: protein phosphorylation; innate immune response; integrin-mediated signaling pathway. The record is from RefSeq and is a predicted model, not a curated record. The transcript is spliced from 12 exons. Gene Ontology annotation, cellular component: extrinsic component of cytoplasmic side of plasma membrane. Bases 481 to 2094 code for a protein of 537 amino acids.